AUGUCCGCAAACGGAAACCAAACAGUCGCCGUUAUUGGCCUCGGCGCCAUCGGAUUGGUCACGAUGAAAAACUUGGCCGAGGAGGGUUUCGAAGUGACGGGGUUUGACCGCAAUUCAUACCUUGGUGGUCUGUGGAAUUACGACGAGGGAGUCAAGAUUUCAGUGUUGGAGACCACUCGAUCCAACGGAUCAAAGUUCCGUGGUUGCUUUACGGACUUUCCCUAUCCGGACACCGCCGAAGUCUUUCCUCCCGCUCGCGAGGUAGCGCAGUAUCUAUCUGCAUAUGCAGAGCACUUCAACUUGGCCCCGAUGGCACGGCUAAAUACGUCCGUUCAUGGCGCCGCAUUCGACGAGGUGUCACGCAAGUGGCGUAUUCAGGUCUCCGAAAAGGACGGUCAGCGCACCGAGGAGGUCUUUGACAAAGUUGUCUUCUGCAUGGGCGCUGAUCAGAUCCCGAACAUACCCAAGAUUGAGGGCAUCGAGAAAUUCAAGGGUGACAUGACGCAUUCGAUUGGGUUCAAAAAGCCCAACCAAUAUGAUGGCAGACGUGUUCUCGUGGUCGGUUUUGGUAACACUGCCGUCGACAUUGCCACGGAGCUAUCCAAAAAUGCACGCAAAGUCUAUCUAUCUCACCGCCACGGAUCCAUCAUUCUUCCCCGAUGGGUGAAUGGAAAGCCAGUGGACCACGUCCGAACCUACCGCAAGUACCAGAUGCUCAACUUUUUGGCACGAUGGACACCCAGUCUAUGGGAAAACAUCAUGGACAGCUUCAUCAAAAACCUGAUGAACAAAUUGUACGAUCUCAAACCAGAGUGGCGUUUUGAGCCGGCACCAUCGGUCCUAGCGUCACGUCCCAUCGUCAACGACGAGCUGAUCAACUGCCUGACCGACGGUACUGUUAUCUCGAUCAACGGACUGUCCAAGAUCAUCGACGACUACACGGUUGAGCUUGAAGAUGGUACACAACUAAAGGUUGACUCAAUUAUCUUUGCCACUGGCUACACACUAAACUACUCGAUCGUUGGCGAUAGCGACCCGACGCGUAACUCAACACGCCAAUGGACGGCCCUGCCCGGCUCUAACAAUCGGCAGCUGCCACGAUUGUACCAGAACAUCUUCUCGGUCGAGCACCCGGAAUCGCUGGCAUUUAUGGGCUCGCUCUCGUUUAUGAACCCAGCCUUUCUGAUGUUCGACCUCGCGUCGAUGGCGCUGACGCAGCUGUGGAAAGGCAAUUCGCAGUUCCCACCACGCGCCGAGAUGGAAGAGGCAGUCGACCGUCAUCACGAGUGGAUGUGUGGGCUAGCCGCCAAGGGAUCUGUGUCGCCUGGUGCUGUCAAGGGCGUCGACUUUUCGGAAUGGGUUGACGAGGUGGCCGGGAUCGGCCUGCGCGAGAAGCUCGGUUACGGUUUGCAGGGAUGGUGGUUCUGGCUGAAGGACCGUGAGUUCUGCAACGUGCUCAUGGAUGGUCUCCUCAGUCCGCAUGUUUACCGCGUCUUCCCGGGUAAGCGACAACACUGGGAAGGAGCUCGUGACGAACUCCUCAAGAUCAGCAAGGAACUGAAGGCCAAAAACUGGGAGCCUUGA
Talaromyces proteolyticus is the source of this 1584-nucleotide messenger RNA. RefSeq names its product flavin monooxygenase-like protein. The record is from RefSeq and is a predicted model, not a curated record. The transcript has 7 exons. Gene Ontology annotation, molecular function: N,N-dimethylaniline monooxygenase activity; flavin adenine dinucleotide binding; NADP binding. Lineage: Eukaryota; Fungi; Ascomycota; Eurotiomycetes; Eurotiales; Trichocomaceae. The coding region runs from base 1 to 1584 and encodes 527 amino acids.